GUGUUUGUGUUCACGACAGUUUGCCACAGCAGCUUCAGUUUCCGAUAGCAUCAUGGCGGCGUACAGAAGCAGUUUUGAAAGUGUGAAGAGUAUCGAAGAGAGAAGGGAGUUUAAAAGGCAAACGAGAGAAGAGAUUGUGGAAAAGGCGAAAGAAGAGUACGAGAAAGCGGAGAGACGCAAGGAGCUCAAACGGGCACGUGGGGAGGACACGUGGAUGCUUCCCGAUGUGGACUUGAGGCUCAAAGAGUUAGAGGAGGAACAGUCAGGCACUGGAAAGAAGAAGAAGAAGAAAGAGAAAAAAUCCAAAAAGACUAAAAAAGAAAAGAAGAAGAAAGACAAAAAGGAGAGGAAGGCAAAAGGUGAUGACUCUGAUGACAGUUCUGCAGAUUCAGAAGAUGAAUGGGUGGAAGCAGAGGAUGUCCCUCAGCUGGGGAGUGCUGAUAAAUCUUGGAAGGUUCAAAAAGAAAAGUCUGAUUUGGCAGAAAACAGCGCCCCCAAACAGAGAGACGAAUGGAUGACGUUUGAUUUCCUAACCAUGAAAACUGUGUCAACCACAGCCCUGCGAGCUGAGAAGGAGAAAGAAAAAGAGGCAGAGAAAGAGAGGGUGCAGGCAAUCGAACAGGCUGGACUUCACAAAAGGGAACUGAACCCAUAUUGGAAAGAUGGUGGCUCUGGACUCCCUUCGAUGGAAAGCAACAGAGAAUCAUUUAAAAAAGCUGCAAUAGUAGAUGAUGGGGGGCUGAGCUGGCUCCGAAAAUCUUAUCAGCGCAUGAAGGAGCAGGCCGAGAGGGACAAGCGCAGUCUUGACGAUGUGGUAGCAGAGAGAUAUGGGUCUAUGGAGCAAUUCCAAAGGAGACUGGAAGCAGCAGAAAAAGCAGCAUUCGGUAACUCUCAGAAAGGAAGAGAUAGGGAAUACGGGAGAGAGCGCUGGAGGAAACCUGGCCCCAGGGAUUCAGUGCGAGAUGAUCCAUUGGAGAGGGGGUCCAUCAGGGUUAGAGGUGGACAUCACAGUAGCUAUGGAAAGGAAGAGUAUGAAAAGAAAGCAUUAGACUCGCGGCCUGAUAGAGAACAUUUUAAAUUCCGAAACAGCAGGCCAGAAGAAAGUGACAGAAGAUCCCAAAAGCCAGGUAACGAGUCCAGAUUGAGAGAGAGCCCCAGGCCAUCUAGAAGCUGUGAAGAACCUUCCAUUCCACAAAGCAGCUCCAAGGAUACAUUUCUGAAGCCUUUGGAGAUGGAAGAUACGGCAAGUGCUAAUUGGUGCUCCAAAGUAGAACGCUCCCCUGCUCCACCACCCCGUAGCUCCUUGGGCUUCCGGAAACCUGCUGAUGAUGACAACGGGAUCUCCUGGAGAAAGGACUCCAGAGAGUCAGUGUUAGACAAGACUUCUGAAAGACAAGCCGCAUCAGACAGCACUUCAGAAGAAGACUGGAAAGCUAGACCAGAUCAAGGAGGAGCCCCAAAAUCUAAAGGAUCGACACCACAGAGAGAGCAGAAAGAGUGUAGCCUUGCACAGAUUACGUCUCAGGAAAGAAAAAGCCAGUUGCCCUCCUCUAGUGCCAGCGUGGCUCCCUGCAGAACACCUGUUAAGGAAUACAAAGAGGAAGAGGAGGCUGAUCAUAUCCUCAGUGAGGAGGAAAUGAAUCGUAUUGGGGCCAAACUCGUCAAGGCAGAACUUAUGGGAAACACGGAUCUGGCUUGUAAGCUUAAAGCCCAACUGGAUGCGGCUCGAAAAGUGAAGGAGAAUCUAGCGCAAAACAACCCAGCUGCUUCUGUGCCAAGGAAAUUGGAGACUAAGGCUGCCGGACGAGAGGAGGAGGAGGUGGUUCUGUUCAGGACGGAUCAGUCCGGUAGAGCUUGGCCCGUCAACGCCCCCACAGAACUUCUGGAGCCCAAGGGAGGACGGCGCAAGAAGCAGCUGGUUGAAACCCAUAGGGAUGGCGAGAGGGUUCGGUAUUUCCAGGACGAUGAUAAUGUUGAUCUUCAGGAGAUGGUGAAGAGGGAGAAGAUGGGAACAGCCGAGGAUCAGAACGUUCUGUAUUCUCGAAUGGCAUCAAAGCUCAUGGGAAAGACAGAUGGAGAUAACUAUACCCUGGAUGACAUGUUUGUCUCCAGCGCUGCCAAGAAGGAGCGUUCUGGGCAAGAGGAGGAGAGACAAAGACAGAAAGCCAUUCAGGAGCACAGACGGCUGGCAGGACGCAUGGAGAAAUGCCACUUCUGCUUUGAUAACCCAGAACUGCCCAAACAUCUCAUCAUCGCCAUUGGCACAAAGGUAUACCUAUGUCUGCCGAACUGCAAGUCACUGGCAGAGGGUCACUGUUUGAUAGCACCACUGCACCACCACACUUCUGCAACAACAUUGGAUGAGGACAUCUGGCAAGAAACCCAAAUGUUCCGGAGAGCCUUAGUGAAGAUGUUUGAAGAUCAAGGGCAAGACUGUGUGUUCCUGGAGACACACAUGAACCCAAAGAAGCGACACCACAUGGUCUACGAGUGCAUUCCUCUGCCGAGGGAAGUGGGGGACAUGGCUCCAAUCUAUUUCAAGAAAGCUAUAAUGGAAUCUGAUGAAGAGUGGGCUAUGAAUAAGAAGCUGAUUGACCUUUCUUCGAGGGACGUGCGCAGGGCUGUUCCUAAAGGACUUCCCUAUUUCUCUGUGGAUUUCGGGCUUCAAGGAGGAUACGCUCAUGUGAUUGAAAACGAGCACAAGUUCCCUCAUUAUUUUGGCAAGGAAAUAAUUGGCGGUAUGCUUGACCUGGAACCAAGAUGUUGGAGAAAACCCUUCCGAGAAAAUUUUGAUGACCAGCGGAAGAAAGUCCUGCAGUUUGCCCAAUGGUGGAAGCCUUUUGACUGCACUAAAAAUCAAGAUUAAUGUCUUCAGGGAAGCAGAACCAGAUAUUAUUGUCCUUUUUAAAGGUCAUUUAGUUAUCUAUUGCAAAUGUUUUGAAAGUGUCUUAAAUAUAUCUUACUGUAGGAUAAAGAACCAUGUAUUCAAAACCUGAUUCACUGAGGUUUGCUAAAUUGCGUUACUACAGGAUUUUGAAAAAGUUAUAUGACAAUAUGUAAGCUCUGAAAACAAAUGCUAGUCACUCCAUGGUUCUUCUUCAUACCUGUGAUUUUUCAGUUUCCUUUUAGUACUACUGUAAAGUGUAUUUCAUGAGUUUCAAUUAAGAACGAAUAAUAACGUUUUCAUUAUGGAGAAUGUAGUUCUACCUACGAUUUCAAAAGCCCUUAAAGAAUAUUACUUGUGGUUUGCAUGUAUUAUUUUCUCUUUCUGGUCCACUAUUGCCCAGCUUUCUUUUUCGAGUUAUUUAAGCAACCUCACCUGAGCAACACUUGAAAGCUGUGGUUAUAGGAACACAAGUGUUCAAUGUCCUGAAUGACAGCCAGGUUUGCUUUUAAUGGAUGUUUUGCAUUUCUUUUAAAUUACCUUUUGUGAGUUAUUUUGUAAGUAAACUGAUGACUUCUUUUUAAUCUUUCAUUUUAAUUGCCAUUGGUAAUUUUUCUAAAACUGAAAUUGGUUAAA
This is a messenger RNA of Acipenser ruthenus (sterlet), 3520 nucleotides long. RefSeq names its product CWF19-like protein 2. Gene Ontology annotation, biological process: mRNA splicing, via spliceosome. Gene Ontology annotation, cellular component: post-mRNA release spliceosomal complex. Lineage: Eukaryota; Metazoa; Chordata; Actinopteri; Acipenseriformes; Acipenseridae. The record is from RefSeq and is a predicted model, not a curated record. The coding region runs from base 53 to 2866 and encodes 937 amino acids. The transcript is spliced from 18 exons.